This is a messenger RNA of Erythranthe guttata (spotted monkey flower), 2785 nucleotides long. Its product is annotated as zinc finger BED domain-containing protein RICESLEEPER 1. The record is from RefSeq and is a predicted model, not a curated record. Gene Ontology annotation, molecular function: protein dimerization activity; DNA binding. NCBI's taxonomy places the organism in Eukaryota, Viridiplantae, Streptophyta, Magnoliopsida, Lamiales, Phrymaceae.
UUGCAUUUGGUGGCCCAGAAAGCCCUAACAAAAGCCCACCUUGCUUGCAGCUCUGGUUAGCGGGUUGGCGCCUUAGAUGAAAAUUACUCCAUAUCCUCUUCCUUUCUCCCAAAUACAGAAGAUUUCUCUUUCUAUCGCACACAUACAGCACACACUUGACGGAUUUUCCCCCAAUCCAUGGACCGCUAGCUAUGUAAACAAACCCUAAUUUGCAGAGAUACUAAACUAUCCAUUUUACCUUUUUGGGUCAAGAGUUAACAGCUUGAGCUGAUGGAGAUCCCGGAAGAAGGGGUGAUUGUCAAUUCGAGUAGAUUGAAGUCUGUCGUAUGGAAUGAUUUUGACAGAGUUAAAAAAGGUGAAACCUUUGCGGCUAUUUGUCGGCACUGUAAAAGAAUACUCAGUGGGUCAAGUACCAGUGGAACAUCUCAUCUGAGAAAUCAUUUGAUCAGGUGUCGUAGACGAUCGAACCAUGAUAUAACUCAGUUGCUAACAAGGGGGAAAAGGAAGCAGAACACCCUUGCGAUCACAAGUUUCAGUUAUAAUCAAUCCCCGAUAAAGAAUGAGAUAGUAACCGUUGCGAGUAUGAACAUGGAAGAAGGGGUGAAAGUUGGAAAUAAUAACACAGGAGUUCUCAAUCUCGAUCACAGGCGGAGCCAGCUAGAUCUUGCACGUAUGAUUAUAAUGCAUGGGUAUCCUUUAGGUAUGGUUGAAGAUAUUGGCUUCAAGAUAUUUGUCCGGAAUCUUCAGCCCUUGUUUGAUCUCGUGACAGCUAGCGGAGUUGAGGAUGACUGUAUUGAGAUCUAUAAUAAAGAGAGACAAAAAGUUUAUGAAGAGUUGGAUAAACUACCCGGAAAGGUCAGCCUUAGUGCUGAUAGAUGGUCGACUAACGGCGGCACAGAGUAUCUGUGCUUGAUAGCACAUUAUAUCGAUGAUUCUUGGGAACUAAAGAAGAAGAUUUUGAACUUUUUAGUUAUUGAUCCUGAUCAGGCGGAAGAGACGCUUUCAGAAUUAAUCAUGACAAGUCUAAGGAAAUGGGACAUUGAUCGAAAGUUGUUCUCGUUAACAAUUGAUAAUCGUGCCACAUAUGAAAAAACUGUCUGUAGAAUCAGGGACCAGCUCUGCCAGCACAGGUUCCUUAUGUGUGAAGGCCAGUUAUUUGAUGUGAGAUGUGCAGCGAGUACAGUUAAGUUAUUGGUUCAAGAUGUCCUAGAAACAUCACGUGAGAUAACCAAUAAAGUUCGGGAAACUAUACGGUACGUCAAAGGUUCUCAGGCAACACAAGAAAAGUUCAACGAGAUAGUGCAGUUAGUUGGUAUUAAUUGUCAGAAAAGCCUGUCGGUUGACAAUCCGUUUCAGUGGAACUCGACGUGUAUGAUGCUAGAAGCUGCUUUAGAGUACAAGGAAGCCUUUCCGCAACUGCAAGAACACGACCCGGGCUUCUCUAUGUGUCCAUCUGAUAUAGAUUGGGACAGAUUGAGGGCCAUUACAAGCAUCUUUAAGUUCUUUCACGAAGUUUCGAAUGUCUUUGCAGGGCGCAAGCACAUCACUUCGAACUCCUAUUUUAAUGAGAUAUGCGACAUUCACUUACAGUUGAUUGGGUGGUGCCAGAAAUCAGAUGAAUUUAUCAGCUCCUUGGCGUUGAAAUUGAAAUCAAAAUUUGACGAGUAUUGGAAGAAAUGCAGCUUGAUUAUGGCGAUUGCGGCCAUACUAGAUCCUAGGUACAAGAUGCAAUUGGUAGAGUAUUACUACCCUCAAAUUUACGGAGAUAGUGCUCCCGAUUGUAUCGACAUUGUCAAAAACUGUAUGAAAGCUCUAUACAGUGGUCAUGCUAUUUAUUCACCUUUAUCUGCUCACGGUCAAAGUUCGGCUUCGGAAAGUAGCGUUAGCAUUGUCAAGGACAAACUCACCGGGUUUGAUAGAUUUCUCCACGAAACUUCAGUUAGCCAAAACACGAAAUCGGAUUUGGACAAAUACUUGGAGGAACCACUCUUCCCGCGUAAGAAUGUUAUUAGCGUAUUAAACUGGUGGAAAGUGCACGAACCAAGAUACCCCGUGCUUUCCAUGAUGGCUCGCAACAUAUUGGGAAUUCCUAUUUCGAAAGUUGCAGUGGAAUCACUAUUUGAUACCGGAGAAAGAGCCCUCGAUCAUUGUUGGAGCACAAUGAAGUCGGAUACUUUGCAAGCUUUGAUGUGUUCUCGGGAUUGGAUAAGCAGUGAUUUUGAAGGAUUGAGUUUGGAUUGAAGGUCGGAAGAAAGCUCUUCCGAUUUUUCGGGCACGAUAGAAGCUGGAAGAGAGAAUAAAAUCAAAGUGUAUCUCGGGUUUUCAACAAGUUUGGAGGCAGCAGCUGGGAUGACUGGUAAUCAAGGAAGGUGCGGAAAGCAGAUUAACAUGUUUGGAUUUUGACGACGAGAAGGAAAAAAAAUGAAACACUUUCAAAGCAAAAAGCGUCGUGCGUCUGUCCGUCCUUGCAGCACUUAAUGAAGGUCCUUUUGGAGUUUCUGCUAUUUCUAAUUGAAGUCGUGUAGCAGCAUUAUGAAGUACGAUAUAGAGCACAUUUUAGUCGAUUUCGAUAUAAAUUAUUGAAACAUUAAAUUGGGUCGGAUUUCAAUGGUUUGUCCAAGAUUUUUGUCAUCUUGCCAAUAACUAAAACCGUUUGUUUCAGGGGAAGUUGAAUUUGAAACCGACAAUUUUAGAUUUCACCGAACCAGACUUUAUUGUCGAAAGCACUGGAUCAUUUGUUUUUGUAAUUCUGAGCAAUCUGUCGUUAGGAUUUUUUUUUGUGCAC